AUGACGAUCGGUUCAGCGACUGUCGUGGUCUUGGGCGACAUUGGUCAUUCUCCGAGGACCUGUUAUCAUGCCCAUUCCCUGGCCGAGCGAGAUAUCUAUGUGGAUUUGGUUGGAUAUAAGGGAUCCAUUCCGCAUGAAAAGAUUCGAUCUCAUAAAAACAUAAAGUAAGUUAACAUCUUUAUUGUCCCGGUAAUAAUUUUUAUAAUUUUAGUUUGGUUUACAUCCCAUCUCCGCCCAAGUUUCAAUGUGCUUGUCUUCCCGGGCCAAUCCUGCUGUUAUUUAAGUUUAUUUUCAUGUCCUUCGCUCUUUUAUGGGGUCUGUUGUUCAAAUGUAGAUGGUGUACAUCGUUGAUCAUACUUCAAAAUCCUCCUGGAAUCCCGACGAUGUUGAUUUGUUAUGCAGUAAGCUUUAUUUCUGAACCUUUAUUUCUGUGACUUUUCUCGAAUCAUGAAUUAAUCGGUUUUAUUUUUUAGAUAUCAGUUUUAAAACGAGCUGCGUUGGCUACGGAUUGGCACAAUUACACUCAUACAAUUCUGGCCCAAAACUUCCCAAAACGAACCUCAAAUUCUUUCAAAAGACGACUGGAGGAUUGGUAAGUGAUGGACGAUGAUAGUUGAUUACUGCGAAUUUUAGUUUUGUAAACUGGGCUCACAAAUGGGAAGGUUUCUUUGGCCGUCAUUCCAAUAUCUCUGUCUGUGUGUCCAAUGCGAUGAGGAAAGAUCUCAAGAAACGAUGGGGAAUAAACGCAUUAACUCUUCACGAUAAACCUCCCAUGUGGAACUUCAUGUAAGAAUUUGUUAUGUUUAUCUUAUGUACAGGUUGUAGCAAUUUUUUAACCGAAUUUGAAUCGGCUCUGAAUUUUUUAGUUUUUGUCAAAUUAUUAAGAUUCUUUUUUCCUUGCAUCCUCAGAGUCUUCCGUCUUGUUCGAUACAAAUUUUUUUUUCAAAAGAGCCAUUGUUGAGAUUAUUGAGAACUUGCUGUCCGCAAAAAACGUCUCCGCGUUUUUUAAAUAAUAAUGCUUUUUUAGGACAGUAAAUACCGAACAGAAGCACGAUUUGUUUUACCGACUCUUCUCUUCCGGGGCAUUUGAGGGCUAUUUUACGGAUAUGGAUGAUGCUGAUCAGUACGAUGAAGGUAGGCUGUAUUUAAAAAAGGAGGAAGUACCUGUUUAGAAACUAUCUUCACCACCAAGAAGAAUAAUAAAUGCUCGCUGAGAUUAGACCGGCCUCUCCUUUUGGUCUCCUCGACCUCUUGGACUGAAGAUGAAGAUUUCGGAUUACUUUUAGAUGCAUUGGUUGGUUACAGCAAGCAUACUGAGCUGACAUUGGCCAGGUAUUUAGAUUGUGGUGAUUUAUUGUUGAUUUAGUGCCAGUGCAUGUUAUCUCCCAAAGAUCUUCGUGGUGAUAACUGGUAAAGGCCCUCAAAAGAAAUUCUACAUGGACAAGAUCCCGACUCUUCAUCUGAAGAAUGUCGAAGUUGUAACAGCUUGGUUGGCCCCCGAAGAUUACCCCAGACUUUUGGCCUCGGCUGAUAUUGGAGUUUCUUUGCACACUUCGAGUUCUGGUCUGGAUCUCCCGAUGAAAAUAGUGGAUAUGUUUGGAUGUGGGCUCCCUGUUCUGGCCAAGAGAUUUCCAGCGAUUGAUGAACAAGUUCAAGAUGGAAUUAACGGUCGUUUGUUUGACACGGCAAAUCAAUUGAAGAGCUUCAUCAUAGAAAUAGCUGGAGAAUUUGUGGAGAAUAAGGUAGGGUAAUCUGAUUGGCAAUGUAAUUAUGUUCUCUUUUCAGGCCAAUCUUACUCUCCGAAAGAAUCUAGCGAGCAGUGGACGAUCAGAUUGGCAUUCCCAGUGGGAGGCUAGUCUUUGGCCGGUGCUCCAUAAAUUCUUCAGAAAACAAAUAGAAGCCAACGAAAGAUGGGCCAGAUUCGAACGGCAUGAAGAAGAUGAGAAAGAAGGGGAAGAACGUCAUGUAAAGGGAGAUGAUGACAUGAGCAGAUCGAUUGAUACAAUCGCCAAUGAUUAUGAUGUCCUGGGGAAUACUGAUGAGGAUCUGGACGUUCAAAUUAACCCGGAUUCAGAGACAAAUUCAGAUUAG
Molecule: messenger RNA, 2091 nt
Organism: Bursaphelenchus xylophilus (pine wood nematode)
Lineage: Eukaryota; Metazoa; Nematoda; Chromadorea; Rhabditida; Aphelenchoididae
Source: the annotation of a GenBank genome assembly